GUUUUAGGCAAAUUCCCAUUGUCCUCUGAGGAUUGGCCUUUUAAUUUCGCCUCAUGUUUGGCCACCAUAAAAGAAGAGGGCUGUUGUCGGAACCUCCACUUCAAAUAACUUUAUAGCCCACGCAUACGCCCCAACAUUUCUUACACAUUCUGCUCCAAUCGAUGUCAUCCUCUGAAAGCCGUGUUACAUUUGGGAACGUACCUGGGGGACCCUCAAGGCGUUUCGGUCCUCUACACCGAAGUACGAGACCUGCUCGUUCUAUUAUGCGAAGAUCGAAAGCGCAUGUCCAUCAUCUGGCAUUGGGUCGAGUAGAUCAGGUUCGUUCAGGUUUCUCUUUGGCUGGGGGCCCGCAGGAUAUCUCGAAUACGCGCCAGCAUCCCACCCGCCCUUCGAGCACAAGGAAAGCGAAUAGUCUUGCGCCUCACAUACAUUACGUCGGAUCGCGGAGACAGGGUGUAUUUGCCUUCUCACCCUCAAUCACUCCUUCAUCCCGAUCCUCCUCACAUCACAAACGUCAUUCUUCUACUAGCAGUGAUUCCAGCAGGAGUCAUUCUCGCCAUCAUCGCAGCGUGUCCCAGCCUGGACGAUCCGCCACAUCGACAUCCCAUAGCCACGGUCACAAACGGGCAUAUUCUGAUUUCACGCCCUCCAGGAAUGCUUUAGAAACAGGAUCUCAUGCACAUAGUCACCGUUCUAAGUUGAUCUCUAAUUCCCACAAACGUGAUCAUCGGAGGAGGUCAAGUGGUGAUCCUUUCGUUUUAGUCCCCACGCAUUCGCAUGGAAUACAAAUUUCCCCGCCACAACAUUCGGGUUCAGUUCAGACCAACGAAUCUUUUUCUCGAGUUUUUGUGUUUCCGCUUCAUCACUCUGGUUCUCCAUUCAAUUUACAGAGUUUGGGAUAUACACUUCCGUCCACUCCCUACGCUGUCCAUAGCCCUUUUCAUCCUACUCCUCACAAUAGUUACGCCGAUUCUACGUAUCUUCCGAGCAUGGCUGAAUCGGAUCAUUGGACUCAUUCAACACCAUCCGUUAUGCCCCCGCAGUCGGAACGUGUUCAUCUUCAUUCAGAAUUAAUAUAUGGUACUGGGCAUAUGCUGCAAUGGAAUAUGAUACUGCCUCCUCAGACCACUAUCAGCGGUUUCAGCAAUCCCUCGUCCAACAUAGCAAUCUAUUCUGGUGUCUCUGCAUUGGAUUCCGCCACGCAAGACUUGCUUCAUUCUCCCGCUUGUCCCGGUGCAGCCAAGAUUAUCAUUCGUCAUGGGAAGAAUAACCAAGCGCUUGGUCUGUGGAUGGAAAAAUGGGGACCUCUCGAAGUCUAUCCAUCGUCUUUGACUUUCGAAAACGAGAUAACCGUGUUCGAAGUCCUCCAUGCAGUGUACUCGUAUUUUCAAGUCCGCCUAACCAGUCAAGCCACUGCAGAAAUGCCUAUGGAGUCUCAACAGCGUAUAACGCUUGCCCGGGCCAAGCGAGUCACCUUUGAGGAUCAGAUGGCUGAUAAGGCUGAGUGGAAUCGGCCACCAAAGAGGGUCGAUGUUCUGGCUUUAUGGUGUGUGUUUGGUGGGUUCGAUGUACAUUAUAACAACGGCGACGGAUAUACGAAGCUGGACGAGCCUGGGUGGAGGGUUGUUGAACUGGAAAUGAGAUUACGAAGCGUGUAGACGACGGUUUCGCCCAAUUUUUUUUUCUCUUCUCCUUAUUUUACCAUGCACCAGACAUACCUCACUUAACGACGUUGAUGACCUUUUACGAUUCUUCUCACUGCUUCCUUUAAUUCUAACAUAUUGUUCAAGUUGUAUCACCGCUUCAUUCAUCUCUACUAGCAUAAUGUAUCGCUCGCAUUCUCCAUAUUUAUUACGGGCUUUCGACAGCUUUCGACGUCUGUAUCUUCACUGUAUUUCUUACGUAGUAUUUCUUCUGUGUAUACUGAUAUUAUGUACAGCAAUUUUGCCAACUAAUGCUAUCACUCCUGGAAGAAAUCGCAGG
Molecule: messenger RNA, 1983 nt
Organism: Lentinula edodes (shiitake mushroom)
Lineage: Eukaryota; Fungi; Basidiomycota; Agaricomycetes; Agaricales; Omphalotaceae
Exons: 4
Coding region: 162-1658 (498 amino acids)
Source: RefSeq, a predicted model, not a curated record